ACAUAUUUACACCAUGGCUUCGCUCGGUUUAUUCAUGUUGUUAAUUUGUGUUAAAUACAAUGUUGGAUAUAGUUUUAUGGAUGAAUCCGAAACCCUGGUCUGGCCAACGGAGUACCAUAUAAAAGCGGAGAAGAUUAACCUAGAUGCCGGCAUUGCGGAGACUAUGGAGAUGUGGUCCAGCGCCGCUGUCAACCGCUCCCGUAUUGACUUCUACGGCGGACUGGUCAAGAAGUAUUACCACUGGGAGACCGAUGAGGAACAUGGCUACGUCUACAGCCUAAUGCCCCAAUCUACAGAAGAAUACCAGAAUAAGAUCACGUGUGGCAUGCAAGAAAUAAGUGACGAGGAAGAUAUCGAAUCAAGUCUGCCUAAAAUCGAACACUUUGAACAUAUAGGCAAAUGUCCCCCUAAUAUUUAUGUAUUUAUUUUAUUUAUUUUUUUAGGCAAUGAAGAAUUGGAGGGGAAAAAAGUGGCGGUGUGGAAGUAUGGAAGGGUAUUCCAGGAAAAAAGAUGGCAGGAGAGAAUUCUGUACACGUACCAGAGUGAUGACUACGAUAUACCUGUCAGAUUCGUAGCCAAGAACUACUUAAUGAAGAACGGCGCGAUGACAGCUCACAUCAUCACCAACUAUUACAGCUACGAGCCCACUGUGGAGGAAGAGGAUUUGGAUGAAGGGGACACAGAUGACUGCGAAUACAUGGGGAGGCUGGGUGAAGAUUUUAACAACGAUAUAAAGCACCUUCAUCCAGCAAAGGAGACUGAUGUGGAUAUUGCUUUUCAUAGUUACAAAAAACAUAACGGGAAAAAUUACGACAGCGAAACCGAGCAUGAAAUGAGAAAAGCUAUUUUUCAUGAAAAUUGGGAAAUGAUAGAGCACCACAACCGUCAGAACCUCGGGUAUAAGUUAUCCCUGAACCAAUUCGUCGAUCGCACCUUGGACGAGAUGGAGAUUCUCACAGGCCUCCUCCCCAACCCCCCAGAGCUGGAGGCCACACAUCCCUUCCACUCUGAUGAAGAAGUCAGGAGGCUUGCUGAGGAGUUACCGGAAAACUUCGAUUUGAGGAUGGAGGGAGUUAUUUCGCCAGUGAAAAAUCAGGCGCAUUGCGGCUCCUGCUGGGCGUUUGCGUCGACGGCGGCUGUAGAGGGCGCUGUAGCGCGCAGCAAUGGCGGACGGAUCGUCGACCUCAGUGAGCAGUCUCUGGUUGACUGUGCCUGGGGACUGGGCUGCAUGGGCUGCGACGGCGGCUGGAUGGAAAGCGCCUUCCAAUACAUCGUCAAACAUGGCCUCCCUGUGGAGGAGGAAUACGGCUCUUAUCUUGAACAGGACGGUUUAUGCCACAAGGAUAACAUGACAACCACAUACACCAUCAAAGGCUACUCGAAGCCGACCCCCCACAACGCCCAGGCGCUGAAGGUGGCCCUCUACAAGUAUGGACCAGUGGCUGUGUCCAUCAACUUCAACAAGAAGAUGCGAUAUUAUGACAGCGGUGUCUUCUAUGACCCUGACUGUAACAAAGGACACACGAACCACGGCGUCGUGGUAGUCGGCUACGGAGUUCGCGACGGCACCGACUACUGGAUUAUAAAGAACUCCCACGGCGCCACUUGGGGACAGGCGGGGUAUAUUCUCAUCUCGGCUAAGGACAAUAACUGCUUCGUUCUAUCUAGACCGGUUUACCCUAUAGUGUAACCCUACUCCCUCUACCUAUCC
Cydia splendana is the source of this 1711-nucleotide messenger RNA. RefSeq names its product cathepsin K-like. NCBI's taxonomy places the organism in Eukaryota, Metazoa, Arthropoda, Insecta, Lepidoptera, Tortricidae. Bases 14 to 1690 code for a protein of 558 amino acids. The record is from RefSeq and is a predicted model, not a curated record. Gene Ontology annotation, cellular component: lysosome. Gene Ontology annotation, biological process: positive regulation of peptidase activity; immune response; positive regulation of apoptotic signaling pathway. The transcript is spliced from 13 exons. Gene Ontology annotation, molecular function: cysteine-type endopeptidase activator activity involved in apoptotic process; cysteine-type endopeptidase activity.